UCUGAUGCCGAAAGGUGGAAAGAGUGGACAACUGUCCAGCGAGACAGCUUUACAGCCAUAUAGGACUGAUUUUGAACAGCCAGCAUAUAUGGAGAUGAGCAGACCAGAACAAACCCUGGCCACUUUGCUAGAGACAGCCUUCAGGAUCAAAGAGGAUGUAGUCAACAGUCUGCAUGCCACCCAGGGAUCUGUUUUAAUGGAAGCAUCUGCAAGGAAACUUCUAGAAAACCACAUACAUAUCAUCACAAAUAUUGUCAAACAGCUCAGCAAGGACAUUCAGGUGCUGGAGGCUCAGAUUGUUCAGAGAGACAGUAUAGCAUCAGGGACAACUUUUGCAGUUCAAAGCCUGGAUCAUAAGAACUUGGCUGUGGUUGGAGAUCUUCGUGGUAGAGUGACCAGGUGUGAUGCCACCAUAGCCAAGCUCUCUAGAGAUGUCACUGCUGGAGGACAGGAAAUCCUGAAGCUUCAGCAGGAAGUCACUGAAAUGCACUCUGCAACUGAGAUCAGGCUCAGAGAUUUAGAGCUCAGGAUUUCAAAGUCUUUGGCAAGGUUGGAGACAUCCCAGUCAGAGCAGAUUGAGUCCCAGAAGAAUACUACAGGAGAUAUACUGAGGGACAUUCAACAGCUUGAAAUAAGGACAUCCAGUGGACUGAGGGAAUUGGAGGAGGAAGCAGCCAGGAUCAAGAAAUGGACAGAAGAGCAGCUAAGCAACACGGCCCAAAUGCAAACAGAAAACAAGCAACAGCUGCACACACUGCUGCAGGACAGGAUGGUGGAGAUGGAGGAGAAGCUAAAAGCACAAGUACAUCUCAUUUCUGCUCACCUUGACCGUGUGGAGAAGCAGUUAGAAAAGGAGAGUUCUGCAGACCAGGUGAAGCAAACGGAGAGCAAAAUUAAUACCAGAAUUCAGGCAAUGGAGAAGAGCUUCCAAGCUGAACUGGAACAGAUGAGGAGGGAGUAUCAGUCAGGUUUCCAAUCGGUCCACGAUGCCAUCGCUUCCCUGAGAGACAUUGCUGACACCAAGGCCAAACUUGACAAAGGAGAGCUGAAGAAAGAUAUCAGACAGAUUCGGAGGAUGAUGGUGGGACAUGCAGACGCCUGAGAGACAGUGAAGGAGAGCACAAGCUUUUAAACCAACAUGGUCAAUGACUUUUUAAUGAAUUCUCAUUAGUUUGAUAAUAGAGAGGGAGCUACUAUUCUGAGCAUAAUCAAUUACUUAUGAGUCUGAUGUAAAUGGAGUACAAGAUUCAGCAAUUAAGUAAGGAAUAAAAUCUAAUAGGAAAAUAAGCAUGACAGGGUGGUGUGAUGUUUUGAUCACUCGAAGUUAAAUAUUUUACUCUAACAGAAAGUGUUAUAAUUGUAUUUAAUGUAUGGAACCUGGCUAA
This is a messenger RNA of Hemibagrus wyckioides, 1385 nucleotides long. It is a transcript of the gene fam81b, whose product is annotated as family with sequence similarity 81 member B. The record is from RefSeq and is a predicted model, not a curated record. The transcript is spliced from 8 exons. The coding region runs from base 5 to 1102 and encodes 365 amino acids. NCBI's taxonomy places the organism in Eukaryota, Metazoa, Chordata, Actinopteri, Siluriformes, Bagridae.